Eriocheir sinensis (Chinese mitten crab) is the source of this 1622-nucleotide messenger RNA. RefSeq lists its product as uncharacterized. The transcript is spliced from 4 exons. The record is from RefSeq and is a predicted model, not a curated record. Lineage: Eukaryota; Metazoa; Arthropoda; Malacostraca; Decapoda; Varunidae. Bases 1 to 765 code for a protein of 254 amino acids.
AUGGGCGUGGACGCGAAGGAUUACCUGACGUUCAGCACCACGUGGCUCAUUGAAAACCAGCUGAGUCUGCCGGUGUACGUGGAGACCAUCAACGCCACGGAGCUCGUCACCACCAUCGUGUUCGUGUUCCGCGUGGCCGUGUCGCUCUCCGACGUGUUCCAGGACAAGAAGUGGACCACCGACCAGGAGGAGGAGGCGGUGCUGGAGGAGGAGAGAAGGAGCCUCGGGCAGGACCAGCUAGCCCUCUUCCACCACCUUGAGGCGUCCCUGUCCGCGGCGGGGCUGUCGGGGCGCGCCUGUCUCUUACGGGCCGUGUGUGAGGCGCAGAGCAAGAGGCUGUUGGCAUUGAAUCUACUGGGACAUCUACUGACAGCCUUCCUCACGCCACAAGACAAAGAAUCCCUGAGUCCGUACUGGGAGGCAUCGUCAGUGGGUCAGUCUGGGACGCGGGACGGUCGUUGCAAGAGGCGCUACCCAGGCUGCCCCUUCUCCGUGCUGGACGUGUUCAAGCUGGGCAGGAAGAACAGGAGGAAGAACAACAGUGAGGAUGAGAAGAACAGCAGCAGAAAGAAGAGCAAUGAGAACAGGAGGAGAAAUGACGGGGACAGUGAAAAUAACAACAGUAGAAGGAAGAAUGAUGAUAGUGGUGUUGAUGAUAACGGAAGUGAUUUGGAGAGGUCUGGUCCCACAUCUUCCUCUUCCUCCUCCUCGUAUGAUCAACUUCCUCUUCCUCCUCCUCUUCCAUCUAAUGUAAUAAUAUACUAAUCUAGCUCUCACCACCAUCACGGAAGAAGGAAGAAUGAUGAUGGUGGUGUUGAUGGUAAAGGAAGUGAUUUGGAGAGGUCUGGUUCCACAUCUUCCUCUUCCUCCUCCUCGUAUGAUCAACUUCCUCUUCCUCCUCCUCUUCCAUCUAAUGUAAUGGUAUAUUAAUCUAGCUCUCACCACCAUAACGCAGAAGCAAGAAUGAUGAUGAUGGUGGUGAUGGUGGUACAGGGGAGUGAUUUGGAGAGGUCUGGUUCCACAUCUUCCUCUUCCUCCUCCUCUUCCAUCUAAUGUAAUAGUAUACUAAUCUAGCUCCCACCACCAUAACGCAGAAGCAAGAAUGAUGGUGAUGGUGGUGAUGGUCGUAAAGGAAGUGAUUUGGAGAGGUCUCGUUCCACAUCUUCCUCUACUACUACUACUACUACUACUACUACUACUACUACUACUAUACCACUACUACUACUACUAUGACAAUCUCGCUACUACAACUACUAAUACUAAUACUACUACUAACUACUAUUGGGGCAUUUAAAGGACCUCUUCCCUUGUUGUAUUGCUCGUUACAACAAUAAAUACAAUAAUAAUGAUAAUAAGACCAUCCAUUUAUUAUUAGUAUUAUUAGUAGUAAAAUAUAGACGAAUGUAUCUCUUUCCCAGGGCAUUCACAUUAACCCUAUAUCAUUACGCAUUUGUUACGCAUUGAUAUUUUGGUUGACUCUUUCCCAUAUUCAAUCGUCUAUACUUAUCUGUUUGUGUUUGUGUUUGUGUUGUCUAUUACGUGAGGAAGGUCUAGGAUAACUGCGCUCUGGUUGUUCAGGAAGUGUUUGUGUAAAUAUAUUGUUUGUGUUAAUAUACGAAGGA